AUGACGGGGCCGCUGGGGGCAGGGUCCGGCUGCUGCCCAGACUGUUGUGGCGUGUACUACUGGUGCCACGACCACCUUCGGGAGGACCGGGAGCAGCACCGGCAGUGGUGUGAGCUGUACAAGCUGUGCUCCUGCUGCAACCAGCAGGCCAAGAACAGGGAGGCCAUCACACUGCCCACCGCCCUGGACCAGGAGUACCGCCCCCUGGCCCCCAUCAUGGAGGAGCACAUGCUCUCCCUGGCCAGCAGGCUGCGGCCCGUGGCUGUCGCUGGGGCCUCAGAGAGCCUCACCUUCCCCCUCACAGCCCUCUACGUGCUGCAGCAGGUGUGGCCAGGCCUGGCCACGGCACCCGUCCUUACCCUGCAUGUGGUGGGGGCGGAGGAUGGCCGGGAGCCCCGUGUGGCCGCCCCCUGGGAGUACUUGAUGCAUCGCCUGCCAGUCCUGGCCCGCCUGCAUGUGUUGCUGGUGGGGCCAGGGCUGGGUGGCCCACAGGGGUGCCACAGGGCCGCGCUGUGCCAGCAGUGCAGGGACAAGGACCGGCAGCUGGUGGUGGAGUGCCGUCGUGCCCUGUACCACAACCUGCCCCAGGCCACUGCGGCAGCCACCCCCCCGCCACCCUGCGCUUGGCCUUCAACUGUGGCUUCCACGAGUGGGAGGGGGACGAGGGGGACACCUGGCCAGACUCCUUAG
Scylla paramamosain (green mud crab) is the source of this 690-nucleotide messenger RNA. RefSeq lists its product as uncharacterized. The record is from RefSeq and is a predicted model, not a curated record. Lineage: Eukaryota; Metazoa; Arthropoda; Malacostraca; Decapoda; Portunidae. The transcript has a single exon. The coding region runs from base 1 to 690 and encodes 229 amino acids.